AUGCUGAAAGCACUCAAUGCCAAAAACAAACUCAGGUUUGUUGAUGGCUCGAUUCCUCAGUCUUCUCUUGAUUCGGCUGAUUAUGGGUUAUGUUUGGAGAACCGGUUCAAACAGAACAAUGUUUCCAAGAUCUACAAUAUUCAGCAGAAGAUCGACAAUUUGCAUCAAGGAUCUCUGGACUUGAAUGCUUAUUUUACCCGAUUAACGGGACUUUGGGAAGAACUCAAAAAUCGUGAGCCAUUCCCGACUUGUUCCUGCAAUGGAUGUUCUUGCAGCCUUGACAAGCGUUGGCAGGAAUUUUAUGAUCGUCGUAACGUGGUCCGCUUCCUUAUGCGUCUCAACGAGUCUUACACUCUAGCUCGUCAGCAAAUCUUGAUGAUGGAACCUCUUCCAACCAUCUCCAAGGCAUACAAUCUGAUUUCUCAGGAGGAGCAACAGAAAUUUGUCUCUGCUCCAUCUGAUUCCAUGGCGUUUCAUACUCAGACUCUUGGUUCUGGACAACAGAGUAGCUAUCCCAAUGCUUCUCGAUCUCAGGUUAAGAACAAAUCCAAACCUCAGUGCUCUCAUUGCGGCAUUUUCGGACGUAUUGUGUCUCGUUGCUUUAAGAUCUAUGGCUAUCCUCGUGGACAUCGGUUAGCUUCUUCUGGUUUUCAGCCUGCACCCUUUCGGAAAAAUGAUGGCAUUCUUCCCACUCCUUCUGCGACUGGUAAACUUCUGUCUCGAGUUAAUGAUAGCGCAAAUCUAGGUGUAUAA
This is a messenger RNA of Tarenaya hassleriana, 753 nucleotides long. RefSeq lists its product as uncharacterized. The record is from RefSeq and is a predicted model, not a curated record. The transcript has 2 exons. The coding region runs from base 1 to 753 and encodes 250 amino acids. NCBI's taxonomy places the organism in Eukaryota, Viridiplantae, Streptophyta, Magnoliopsida, Brassicales, Cleomaceae.